UGGCCCGACGAUAGCGGUAUUUACAUUCCACUUGAUUCCACAUGGCACCGCGAUCGCUUCCAGAUUCCAGAUUCCACAUUGAUUUUGUUGUAGUUUUUGGUUUUUUCAAGUUUUUCAUGACAAAACAUACAAUGGACAUUUUUGAAAAGCACACCCUAGUCAAGGUCUGUUCUCCAAUGGUGCGGUAUUCGAGGCUCCCAUUUCGUCUUCUUGUCCGCGAAUAUGGUUGUGAUCUGGCUUUCACCCCCAUGCUAAUGGCCGACAGUUUUAUAAAGUCGGACAAUUAUCGCAAAGUUGAAUCAGUAACUUGCGAAAAAGACAAUCCACUGGUUGUUCAGUUUGCUGCAAAUACUCCCGAGAUAUUCGCCGAAGCGACAGAAUUGGCGUACCAAGAUUGCAUUGGAGUGGACCUUAACUGUGGCUGCCCUCAAUCAUGGGCAAGUCAUGAAGGGAUUGGUGCAUGUAUGAUGAACAAACCUGACCUCAUAAGUGACAUUUUACGGCAAACGAGGAAUAGGAUUUCUGACUCGACGUUCGGCGUCUCAUGCAAAAUUAGAAUUUUCCUCGAUAUGGCACGGACGGUCGAUCUUGCUCGACAACUAGAAGCUACAGGAAUAUCAUUUCUUACGGUUCACGGUCGUACAAAAGCCGAGCGGAACGAACCCGUGCAUCUUGACUACAUAAAAGCCAUCGUAGACGCGGUGGACAUUCCUGUGAUUGCAAAUGGGGACAUUGACUCGUUAGAGAAGGCGCAUGCAGUUCAAGAAGUGACUGGUGCUAAAGGGGUUAUGAGUGCUCGAAGUAUCCUGGAAAACCCUGCCUUAUUCACUGGACAAGUCAAAACUCCUGUAGACUGCAUUAACAAAUGGUGCGAGAUCAAUACGAGGCUGGACACGCAUUUUACCAUGUUCCAUCGUCACUUGAUUCACAUGUGUGCUCCCCUCCUGAACAAAUUUGAACGAAGAAUAUUCAACAAUUUGACCGAUAAGAAGGCUGUCCUUGAUUUUAUUUCCGACAAGUUUAACAACCAUUCUAAUUUGGAAGAAGAAGAAUCAGUCGUGGUCAGUUAGUUGAUGGAGCCAGUUCUUCUUCUUUGAGCUCGGAGUCCUUCACUCUCGUUCCUUUCGACUAUUUGCCUUUCACCAUGGAUUCGUUUGUCACACAGAUUCCCGAGCAUUUGAAGAACAUCUUCAAAGGAUUUAGAUUCACUCCACCCUGUGCUACUGCUCGUCAAUCUGAUGGAGGAGAGAGCUUGAGUGGUGAUGGCGCUGCUGGAAGGGACAAUGUUGACUUCACUUCUUUUCUUCCAUCGUCGGAUAGUGGCCGGUACAGCAAUUGCACUACAUCCAGUUAUUAUACUGCAAAGGAAGACACUCCGACCAAUACGCCACCACCAUUUGGACAACAACUGACUCCGUUCAGCACCCCUUUGUCAACUAGCACGCCGAUAGUGAACAACCCUCCUGAAUAUAAGCGUCAAUCCAUCCUGCAUCGUUCUAGUCGAAAGAGUGGAAAAUUUCGGGAACAGUCCCACACUCAAAUAUUGAAGAAAAUGGUGGCUCCACCUACAAUUGCUCGGAAAAGGUCUUCAUCCGCACUAAGUACCAAUAAGAUUUACCCCACCAAGAUUCCACGUCGAGUAGAGUUGGCUAAACUUUCGGAGAAAGAACUGGCAAAUAUGGUCAAAUUUGUCCCAAAACCAGAAAUCAAAUCCAGUUCGUUUAAAAGCCAAAUUCCUCACCGUAUUCAACAAGCUAAGAAAUGCAAUUCGGCAGGUGAUCUUAACUGCAAUGGGUCACAGACCUCGGUAAAUCGACCAACAGGAACAAAUUCAUCUCGAUCUCGACCGUUCUCGCCAUGGGCCGUGGUUUCUGUCCGUCCGUUCAAGCUUCGCCGAAAGUCUUCUCUUCAUCGAGCCCAAGCUAAACUGCAAAAGGACGACAACGACCCCAACAAUCAAUCACAGUGAUACCUUCAUGAUACGGAUAAUCACGAUAUGUUAAACACAACUAACAAGUUGUAGUUUGCCUUUAAUCGGAUUCUUUCUAGUAGAUACUUAAAUGUAGGCAUUAUUACUUUUAAAUAUAGUUAUUUUACACUUAUCAGUUCAAGAGGUUUUUUUAUGCCGAAUGAAGGACAACAAAUUUUAUAAAAUAGGUUCUUAUAAUUCAAAUUCAUGAAAGUUGUGAACCAUUAGUCAAUACAUUUUUACCACUUUCCGUCAUGAACAUGUAA
This is a messenger RNA of Folsomia candida, 2235 nucleotides long. It is a transcript of the gene Dus4, whose product is annotated as tRNA-dihydrouridine(20a/20b) synthase [NAD(P)+]-like. The record is from RefSeq and is a predicted model, not a curated record. Bases 42 to 1070 code for a protein of 342 amino acids. Gene Ontology annotation, molecular function: flavin adenine dinucleotide binding; tRNA dihydrouridine synthase activity. The transcript has 9 exons. NCBI's taxonomy places the organism in Eukaryota, Metazoa, Arthropoda, Collembola, Entomobryomorpha, Isotomidae. Gene Ontology annotation, biological process: tRNA processing.